Saxophila tyrrhenica is the source of this 288-nucleotide messenger RNA. RefSeq names its product 40S ribosomal protein S25 (gene RPS25). Gene Ontology annotation, molecular function: structural constituent of ribosome. NCBI's taxonomy places the organism in Eukaryota, Fungi, Ascomycota, Dothideomycetes, Mycosphaerellales, Extremaceae. The transcript is spliced from 3 exons. The record is from RefSeq and is a predicted model, not a curated record. Gene Ontology annotation, cellular component: cytosolic small ribosomal subunit. Bases 1 to 288 code for a protein of 95 amino acids.
AUGGCCCCAGCAACCAAAGGGAAAGCGAAGAAGAAGUGGUCGAAGGGAAAGGUCAAGGACAAGUCCAACCACGCCGUCAUCCUCGACAAGGCCACCGCCGAGAAACUGCAGAAGGAUGUGCAAUCGUACCGCCUCGUUACCGUCGCCGUGCUGGUCGAUAGGCUGAAGAUCAAUGGAUCGCUUGCGCGCGCGGCGCUGAAGGAUCUUGAGGAGAAGGGUACGAUCAAGAAGGUUGUGGCGCACAGCAGGGGGAACAUCUACACGAGAGCGGUUGGUGGCGGCGACUAA